GUAGCAGGCUAACGUUACUCCCCAAAACUUUAACAUGGGUGGAGUUCCCCUCUGCUAAUUGAUUUUCAUACAGUUAUGGAUGACGGCUGUCUGAAACGGUAGGGAAUUUUACAACUAUUUGAAACAAGUCAAAAAAAAAAUGGUACAGGAGUGCACAGGUUUUUGCUCUGGCCUACAUCUUUAAGGUUUCUGGUGGAGGAUGGCUUUAAAAUAUCUCCUGUUUCUGCUACUUGAUGGCUGGUGAUCACCAAGAAUAACUGGGCUCAUCGUGGGACUGGCCUGGGCCAGCCACAGAUUCCCACGACCCCUCCUCUACACACACACACACACACACACACACACACACAAAUCAAAACACAACACAAGCUGCAGAGGCGCACAAGCAGUGAGGACACAGAGGCAGAGCGGCUUUGCACCACUUUUAGUAAGACUGUUUUUACUAUAAAAGCUUCAUUUCAGGAUCCGCAGCGCCUUCUUUUGCGCUGCACACUGGCUCACACAGUAAAGAAAAGGAUGAAAAACGUCUUAAUGUGAAUAGGAAUACUGUGAUAAUCUGGAUUUAAUACACGGAGGAGUGGGAGGAAUAACGCAACUCAUGGUUAUUUGUUUUGAUGAUGCUGAGGAGACCGUUUCUGCUUCGGAUUUACGUCCAAAAAAAAGUCUGAAGCCAGAGGAUGACAGCAGCCGGUCCUGUCUGCAGCCCCGCCUCCUCCCACUCGUCCCAGUCAUCACCUGUUUGCCUCCCAGCAUGCCAGAGACACCUGAUGAAAGGCAAAGCCCUCCAGACCAAACUGCCCCUGCGCUCUGCCCCAGGUGUGUGGCUCCUGCUGGGUGUAGUGGUGGUUUUGGUGGGGAUGGCUGUUGCAGUGGCAGGCUACGUAUCCGCAGCACCGAAGCCCGUCGGCGUCGGCCGAGGCAGCACCCACACUGAGCGGAUGAAACUGGCCGGGCCCGUGAUCAUGGGAGUGGGCCUGUUCAUCUUCAUCUGCGCCGCCACACUGCUGUACGAGAACCGGGAUCUGGAAGUCCUCAGACGAGAGUCACCCGAUGAUCUCGAGGAUCUGAAGGGGGGAGACGGCUGGGAGGAUUCGCAGGAGCAGCCCAGCUUCAGCUGUCAGGAGCAGUGGGAGUACAAAGAUGGAGAGCAGGCAUCCUGGAGCCCUCCGACCCACACACUCCCCCUCUCAAACCAGAACUGUGGUCCUCCCCUUAACCCACCUCACAGGAACACACACAACACUGGCAGCAGGCCGUCACCGCCGCCUCCUUCAGAUGCAGGAGGUGGAGACAGGGAGGAGGUGGAGGAGCAGGAGAAGGAGGGAAGAUCCACUCUGCUGGCCCGAGUUCUGCACCACCAGGAGCCAACUCCUCACCCUCCCUCCCCCUGCCCGUCCAUCUCCCACUCCUCUGUCUACUCAGACUCUUGCAACUCCAGUGAAAUCAACUUCAACAUACGGACAGGCUUUCCUCAACACUGAAACAGCCCUCUCCCCUCCCACUGGUUCUUCUACUGUAUCAUAAAAUAUGCAUGAUGAGAUUCAUUUGGAAGUUUCACGUGCAGACACACACUUAGGACAAGACUAUGCAUUCCUCAAUGAACAGAUGAAAUGUCUCUUGGUAUGUUUUAGUGCCUCCGAGUGGCGCAGUGGCUCUGAGUCACUGUCUGUGAAGGGUGUUUUGUCCUACAUCGUUCUCUGACUCACCCACGUUUGAAAGAUUGAAGCUAUGCUGUUUGAUGUCAACUCGCCAUCUUGUUGUCUUUGAACUAACCCAUGCCCCAAAAUCCCUAAAGCCACUGCUUGUUUGACCAUAUUUGGACGUGAGAAGGAUUGCUGAAAACUUAUUUGGGUGCAGUACUGGCAGAUGGACUCACUCCCGCUCUCUCUCUCUCUCACACACACACACACACACACACACACACACACACACACACACACACACACACAUGCAGUGGUACGUCUUCAUUUCUUAGCUGGAGAGGUUUUGUUAAGUGGAUGAGCCAGAUUAGGUUUUAAAUGAGUCUUUAUCUAAUCUCACACAUAUUGUAAUCUAGUCUUUAUCUGAGGAAAUUGCGUCUCAGUAUAAACAGGAGAAGCACACAGGGCCACACUCUCUUACUCGACACCUACAUCCACGCUAUAAAUACCAGCUGCUGCUCUGUACACAUGCAAGUGUUAGUGUAGACUCCAGUUUCAGUGUUUUACUGUAAUUCAACUUUUUUUUUUUUUAUUCACAUUGUCAGCUGCUCAGUUUUCUCCCUUCGUCGAGUGUGGUGAGGCGAGAUAUAAGAAUUUCAAUCAGAUGGUGGAUAGAAAAAAAAGAGCAAUGACUGAAAAAAAAAAAGGCAAAAUCUGGUAAGGCUGUUGUGAGUUAUUCCUGACGCAGCUUAACUGAGUAAAGCGGUCCUACGAGUCGUGUAACUGAAGCCUCGCUCUCCCACCAUGCCGACCUUUUAUUUGCUCUCGCUUCAUCAUCUGAUUCCUACGCUUUAUUCAGAUACCCCAUCCUCCAUCUCAAUCCUUGGCUUCUGCAAAACAUUGCAGAGUAAAAUGUUAUCGGGUACAAAUAAGCAAAAGUGAGCCUGUUUGAACAGUCUGAGAGGUAAAAGGGGGUAGGAUUUUAAUUAUCGCCAGAAUUUUCUCCUCCAGCCUCUAAUUACACAGGGGAUCAGUCUGAAGGUUUUUAUAGGUGCUUUAGGACCGCAGAGUAUUUCCUUGUUGUUCGGGCCCAUGCUGGGAUCCUGCCAUCCAGAUGACGACUGAGACUGAAGCGUACAGUAAUUUCCAGCCACACAUUUUACUCACUAAAAACAGCUCUCUCUCUCUCUCUCUCUCUCUCACACACACACACACACACACACACACACAGACACGUACACAGAGACUCAGUAGAGGGUUUUGUGAAGGUACAUAAUGGUGUUAUAAGAUGCUGGAUGUAUUUCAGUAGCAGGUAUGAGUCGGGCAGAUGCGUCUGAAUCUUGCAACGAGCCUUCUUUGCACUUAUAGCUCAGAAAAGCAGAUCUCUCCUCACUCACUCUCACACAUACACGAGUCCUUCUCACUGUGAGAGAUGCUCCGAUGUGUUUACAUUUAGAGGGAAAGAUGCUGGAUGUCAGAGCUGCAACCAAAGAUUAUUACUGAUGAAUCUGCAGAUUAUUUUCCCGAUUAUUGUCAAAUCUUUUUGUCUACAGAACACUGCCUGUUUAUUUUGCUACACCCAUAUUAAACUAAUGCGGUCUAAUUCAACAGUCAACUGCAAUAAAUCUAUCUUUGGUUGUAAUGUUCAGUGUUUGUUGAAACUGUUGUAGAGGUGUUGACUUGACAUUAUACGGUCAUUUAGCAGGCUGCGGUUUUUUAGUGGUGUUUAUACCGACAGUGUUUCUAUUAUUUUGUCCACCCCAUUGAUAUCAAUGAGGGUGGGCCAAAAAACCCAAAUACCAUCACUUCAAACUACAUCCUGCAAAAUGAUUAUAAAGUAGUCAGAAAAUAGUGAAAAAUACAAUAUAUAAUAUAAUACAAUGCCAUCACAAGUCUUUAAAUUGCUUAGGAUGAAUUGUUUUGUCCUAACAACAGUCAAAUAGAAAUUGAGUUUAGUAUCAUAUUAGACAGAGACAAGCAAUAAACUACCCAUUUCAGCUCUGUCAGUAGCAGGAGUAAUCUUGCUCCUGUUUCUGUAUAUAUGUUGCAUAUAGUUUGAUUCACCAGGCAUCAAUCUGACACUAAACUGACCAGAGGGAAUUUAAAUAUCACAUGCAAACAGCACUGCAGCAACACAGAAUACAAGAAAUCUUUGAGGUUUCAUGCGUAUACAGUAUGUGCGUGUACAACAGUGUCAGCGACACACGUUUUUUUGCUGCAUUGAAAAUAUAACUGAAUCGAAUCCUUUUCUCUGAGAGAUGAAUGUGUUUGUGUUGAUACAUAUCUAAGCAGAUGGAUGGGAGGCUGUAAGCUGCUUAACCUUUGUGCUGACUCAGGACACAGGACACAUGCACUUCCUCCGUUCCUUAAAAGAGAGAGGAGCUAUGAUCGACAUUUUUUUUUGUUAUAAAAGAUGUGAGUGACUGAGGCUCAACGAGCCGGAAGAUGCCUGUUUAAAGAAGUGUUUUUUUUAACUCACAGACAUUACCUUUUGCAUCAGGAAAAGGGAUUCAUUUCAGAAGUCUUUGUAAAAAAGUGAGAAGCAUCAGCUGAAUGGAGAAAUGUUUUCCAAUACGAAGGAGGAGUUUUAACCAUUGUCUACAUCUGGCAUUCAUGAAACCAGAGGGAUGAGUUACCAGCUUGGUUUUAUAUGUAACAUUCAUGUUGUAUCUUCUAAUAAAACAAUCUAAAAAGCA
Molecule: messenger RNA, 4333 nt
Organism: Perca fluviatilis (European perch)
Lineage: Eukaryota; Metazoa; Chordata; Actinopteri; Perciformes; Percidae
Product: transmembrane protein 200B
Exons: 2
Coding region: 675-1478 (267 amino acids)
Source: RefSeq, a predicted model, not a curated record